Messenger RNA from Clonostachys solani, 684 nucleotides. The record is from the annotation of a GenBank genome assembly. Lineage: Eukaryota; Fungi; Ascomycota; Sordariomycetes; Hypocreales; Bionectriaceae.
AUGCACCAAACAACAGCACUAUCACAGUUAGAUGAUGCCAUCGAGGCCUCCGAGCUCUUAAUGAGCGUUGCGCCGAUCCGCUUCAUCACCAUCGGAGGCAUGCUGGCCGUGUCGCUCUUUGGCAACCGCUCCACCACCAAAGACAUCGACUUCCUCCUCGACCCGAGCGUUGAUGCCGUCGACGAGUACCGCGCCGAAGUCCUCAAGGUCAUCCGCGGCGUUGCCCGCAAGUCCGGCUUUAGCAACAACUGGAUGAACGACGAGCUGCGCAUCUUCAUUGGCGGCACCAAACGCCUCAACCUCUUCCUCCAGUCCGUCAAGCAGGGUGUCAUUGCCUACAAGGGCCGCAACAUGACCAUAUAUGCCGGCCGUCUCGACUUCGCCCUCGAACGCAAGCUCCGCCGCCUCAACGAGAAACUCGGCCGACCCCGCGAGCUCGAUCUCUCCGAUGCCGUAACACUUGUCCACUGGCUGAAGCGGGACGGACAUCCCCUCAGCCUUGCAUACGUCAGGAGCCUGGAUGAGAAUGGCCUGGGCCUCCCCGUCGGCGACGCCGGCAUUGACGCGACAGCACGCGAGUAUUUGGCCGUGUACGGCACCCAGGGCAUUGUCGAGAUGACGUGGGAUCCCCUCGUACAGCGCGCGCGCUACCACAACUUGAAUAACGAGGCUGUCUUUAUCUAG